AUGACAGUCACUGCGCAGCAACUUGAUGAUACUUUGUCCUCGGCCAAUUUGGCCAAGGACAAGUUCACACCAGUUGACCACUCCAACAUCCCUUUCGAGGAUGAAGAAUGGCCAGUCAUAAUAAUUGGUUCCAGCAUGGUUGGCAAGACCCUUGGUCUUCUCCUCGGUUAUCACGGUUUAAGCAUUAAAUCGGUCUCGUUUGAUCGCCACUCCAAAGCCGGAGCUCACCCCCGGGCAGCGGGCAUCAACUUCCGAACGAGCGAGAUCCUCCGCCAAUUGGGCUUGGAAGAAUUCACUCUGGAGCAGAGCGGUAAAGAGUUUGAUCUCAAUGCCGGUAUGCUUAUUGUCGAAAAGCUUGUGGGCGGCAAAGUUAUAAAACAUCUUCAAGAGCACGAUCCUGAACAUGUUAGGAGCUUUACUCCUUCCAACUGGGUAUGGAUAUCGCAACGAAUGUUUGAGCCCAUUUUGGGCCAGAAUGCAGAAAGGUUCAACAGCGAGCAGCGCCAUGGCCAUCAAGUCCUUCUCUAUGAGGAACAAGAGGAUCAUGUUGUUGUCGUCGUCAAGGAUCUCAACACUGGCAAGAUCAAGAAGUACAAGACGCCAUAUGUGGUUGCAUGCGAUGGCAAUCGAAGUCCGACCCGUCAAAAUGAGGGUAUCAGCUGGGAUGGGCCAGGUGUUCUUCGAAACAGUCUCGGAGUCAGCUUCAAGUCAGACUUGAGUCCUUUCAUCGGCAAGAGAAUGGUUCACGGAGUUGUCUAUGUGGCAAACAAGGACAUCGGUGGAGGCUUUCGAUUGGAGAACGAAGGAAAGCAAGGCAUUAUCAUGGUUAAUAAUGUCGGAUCCAAGACCAGCUUCGAGCCCGGAACUGUAACAACGGACGAUGCCAAACAAUACUUUUAUCAAUUGUCCGGCUUGACUCCUGACCAGGUGGAUCCUCAAAUCGUAUCGAUGAACUACUGGACUAUGGCGGCAUACACUGCUGGACGCUUCGAGAGCAAGGGCGGCCGUGUUUUCCUUGCUGGAGACUCGGCCCACACUAUGCCACCCACUGGAGGCUUGGGGGGAAAUACUGGAAUAGCUGAUGCUCAUAACCUUGCAUGGAAGUUGGCAUACGUCUUAUCCGGAAAGGCCUCGCAUUCGUUGCUUGCAACGUACAACAUUGAGCGACAACCCGUUGAUGAAUUUACCGUCAACCAGGCAUACAAUCGCUUCCAAAAUAGGAUCGUUAUGCAGAAGCCUCCAGCUUCAGAAGCCCCGGAUGAGUCUAUUGAGCUGGGUUUCAGGUAUCCUCGCGGAGGAGCGUUUGUCCCUGAGGAGAAGUACUCAACUCCCAAGGAGCUCUACGAUGAUCCAGCUUUCCCCUCGGCUGUUCCUGGAUCUAGAUUCCCUCAUUCCUAUCUCGACGAUGUCAUUUCAUCCGGCAAACCGAUCUCAACGAUUGACUUGGUGAAGAGGAACUUUGUUCUCAUCACAAUAGAUCCUAACUCCCCUUGGAUUGCCGCCGCCAGCAAAGUUGAGAUUGAGAUUGAUGUCUAUACUUUGAAUGCUACAUCAUCUCCUUAUAGAGACACAAAAGGCGACGUUGAGAAGAAAUGCCGUCUGAAGCCGGGUGAGGCGAUCAUGGUGCGACCUGAUGGGUUUAUUGCUUGGCGAGGUACGAGGGUUGAUAGUGGACAUGAGGAAAAGUUGAAAGGUGGAAUCAAUGCGGUUCUGAGAAAGUAG
Fusarium redolens is the source of this 1722-nucleotide messenger RNA. Its product is annotated as FAD binding domain-containing protein. The transcript has 3 exons. Lineage: Eukaryota; Fungi; Ascomycota; Sordariomycetes; Hypocreales; Nectriaceae. The coding region runs from base 1 to 1722 and encodes 573 amino acids. Gene Ontology annotation, molecular function: FAD binding. The record is from RefSeq and is a predicted model, not a curated record.